GAUCAAGCAUGCAAAGAAUGCCGACGGAGGAAGUCAAAAUGCAACAAGGGAAUACCCACGUGUAACAUGUGCCUGAGAUACAGAAGGCACUGUCUAUACGAAAAACACUCUCGAACUCCAUUGACCAGGAGACACCUUACAGAAGUAGAAGAAAGACUAGAGCAGGCUGAGGCUUUGAUCCGACAACUGCGAGCGGCUCUUCCUCAACAUACUAUUCUCAGCGAAGGAUCGAACAAUACCCCUGCCUCACCCAGCGAGAUCUCUCAUGAUGGCACGCUAGCUCACAACAAGCGACAGCCAAGAUUGACCUCAGAGGAGGCGGGGACUUCUUCACGUCCUAGACAAUCCAUCUGUAGUGAGCUGCAGAUUCUCGAUGGCAUGGCAUCCUUGACGGUCUCCGAACAGCGUAGUGGCUACCUUGGCAUUGCUUCAGGUGCGGCUUUCUUACGCCUCCUAGAGCCCGUAGGGUCCAGGACUGCCCAAGGCCACGCGCAUGUUGAGACGGAUGCCAGUAUUUCCAUUAUCACACUUCCCAACUUAAACAGACACAUCGCCGACUCGAUGAUCGAUGCAUACUUCAGGAUUUACCACGUCAGUUACCCCAUCGUUCACGAACCAACAUUCCGAGCCCAGUACUCGGAGGUCAUUCCAAGGCCCAACGGCCGAUCUUGGUAUAUCCUGGCAUAUGUUAUGGCGGCUCUUGGAGUGUAUACGACUGCGACUACUCUGAACAAUCUGGAUCUGGAUAUCUUCCAUCACACCAAGUCACUACUGUCCUUCGACGUGCUUGAAGUCGGUAGCUUAACAAUGGUUCAGGCUCUGACGUUGAUCUCGAAUUAUCAACAGAAGAGAGACAAGCCCAAUGCCGCCUAUAGUUACUCCGGAUUGGCUGCGAGAAUGGCCAUGGCGCUUGGAUUACACAAAGACUUCCAGGGAUGGAAGAUUUCCCCUCUAAGCAUGGAAAUUCGACGGAGAGUCUGGUGGACGCUGAGCAUUUUUGACAUUGGGGCUACCAUAACAUUCGGUCGACCACAGGUGUGCCCAUUCAACGGUGUUGACAUAUCGUUGCCCAUGAACGUCCACGAUAAGGAUCUCACGGCUAUGUCUGCUACUUUCCCCCCCGAUCCACACGAGAUCUCCGUUUACACGGCGGUCCGGACGCAGGCAAGGUUUCACAUCGCCACCAAUCCGAUAUAUAUUCGCAUCAUUUCCAAGCCUUUGCCUACCGCUCGGGAACUGCUUCUACUAGAGGACCAGUGCCUGGGACCAUGGAUGGAAAACACGCCAUCAUAUUUCUCAGCAACAGUCUCUGUACCGCCCAAGCAUGUAUUUUCUCAUUCUGUCAUGCAAUGGAGGUGGCGAAACUUCCGCAUGAUCAUGUACCGGCCUUUCGUCAUCCGGCGAGCGUUGCUUGCGCGCAGCGGCCGCCGAGAUAACUCGAGUUCAGAGUCGCUUCAAGCCUACGAGCGAUGCCUCAAUGAUGCAAAAGAGACCAUAUUAUCCAUUAGUGAGUUUUGGGCCACGAACGAUCAUAUUCGUCUCUUUGCGUGGUAUGCGUUAUAUUUCCUUUUUCAAGCAGCUCUGGUCCCCUGCAUCUGUCUCCAAAACGACCCUUCCUCUCCGAAAGCGCCUGACUGGCGCAAUCAAAUCGUCACCUCUCUCAAAGUCAUGGUGGCACUGGUGCCUGUCAAUCCAAGCGCCCGGAGAUGCCAUCAAGUCAUUGCAAGUCUCUGCAGGGCGCAUGUGAACUCUUCGACACCCCUUCCAGACGAUGCCAGCCUCGAAGCUGCGUCGAUGCUGCAACCAGAGAGUGUCUUUGGC
This is a messenger RNA of Trichoderma reesei QM6a, 1821 nucleotides long. RefSeq lists its product as uncharacterized. The annotation marks the transcript as partial. Lineage: Eukaryota; Fungi; Ascomycota; Sordariomycetes; Hypocreales; Hypocreaceae. Gene Ontology annotation, molecular function: DNA-binding transcription factor activity, RNA polymerase II-specific; RNA polymerase II cis-regulatory region sequence-specific DNA binding; zinc ion binding. The transcript is spliced from 5 exons. Gene Ontology annotation, biological process: positive regulation of transcription from RNA polymerase II promoter by galactose; DNA-templated transcription. The record is from RefSeq and is a predicted model, not a curated record. Gene Ontology annotation, cellular component: nucleus.